Messenger RNA from Phragmites australis (common reed), 2380 nucleotides. Its product is annotated as DEAD-box ATP-dependent RNA helicase 35A. The record is from RefSeq and is a predicted model, not a curated record. Gene Ontology annotation, molecular function: ATP binding; RNA helicase activity; zinc ion binding. NCBI's taxonomy places the organism in Eukaryota, Viridiplantae, Streptophyta, Magnoliopsida, Poales, Poaceae. Gene Ontology annotation, biological process: mRNA splicing, via spliceosome. Bases 123 to 1985 code for a protein of 620 amino acids. The transcript has 2 exons. Gene Ontology annotation, cellular component: spliceosomal complex.
CUCUUCGUCGUUGCGAGAGAGCCGAGCCAAAUCCGCACCUCGACCCGAUCUGCACGAUUCCUCUCUCGCUCCCCUCAAAUUCACCGCCGCCUCCGUGCCCUAACUCCAACCCCGCCCCGCCCAUGGCGGCCACCGCAGCCUCCUCGGCGGCCGCCGCCGCCGCCGCCGCCGCGGCGAACUCCGAUGACGACGGCAACUACGAGGAGUACAUCCCGGUCGCUAAGCGCAGGGCCAUGGAGGCCGAGCGCCUCCGCCAGCUCCGCCUCUCCAAGCCCGCGCCGCCCUCCGCCCCCUCCCUCCCGCUUCCUCCGCCUCCUCCGCUGCCGACCGCGCCGCCCUCCGCCCCCGACGCCGCCGCCAAGCCCAGCCUCCUCGUCAAGGCCACGCAGCUCAAGCGCGCGGCGCCGGAGGUGACCCCCACGGAGCAGCUCAUCCAACAGGAGAAGGAGAUGAUCGAGAACCUCUCCGAUAAGAAGUCCCUCAUGUCCGUCCGGGAGCUCGCCAAGGGCAUCAUCUACUCCGAACCACUCCAGACGGGGUGGAAACCGCCCCUCCGCCUCCGCCGCAUGCCCCAGGCCAAGGCCGACGAGAUCCGACGGAAGUGGCACAUCCUCGUCGACGGCGACGACAUCCCGCCGCCAGCGCGCGACUUCCGUGAUCUCCGUCUCCCCGAUCCCAUCCUCCGAAAGCUGCGCGAGAGGGGCAUCGUCCAGCCCACUCCCAUCCAGGUGCAGGGGAUGCCGGUUGCGCUCUCAGGGCGUGACAUGAUCGGCAUCGCGUUCACGGGGUCAGGGAAGACUCUCGUGUUCGUGCUGCCCUGCAUCAUGGUGGCGCUGCAGGAGGAAACCGUGAUGCCAAUUGUGCCUGGGGAGGGACCGUUCGGGAUGAUCAUCUGCCCGUCCCGGGAGCUGGCGAAGCAGACCUACGAUGUGAUUGAGCAAUUCCUUGUUCCGCUCAAGGAGGCUGGGUACCCAGAGAUAAGGCAUUUGCUUUGCAUUGGCGGUGUGGACAUGAGGACACAACUGGAUGUGGUGAAGAAGGGUGUACACAUUGUGGUGGCAACGCCUGGUCGGCUCAAGGAUUUGCUUGCCAAGAAGAAGAUGAAUCUUGAUAAUUGCAGGUAUUUAACCUUAGAUGAAGCUGAUAGGUUGGUUGAUUUGGGAUUUGAGGAUGACAUUAGAGAGGUUUUUGACCAUUUCAAGGCACAAAGGCAAACCCUUCUGUUUUCUGCUACUAUGCCCAAGAAGAUUCAAAUCUUCGCAAAGAGUGCCCUUGUGAAACCAGUUAUUGUCAAUGUGGGAAGAGCUGGAGCGGCAAAUCUUGAUGUUAUUCAGGAAGUUGAGUAUGUCAAGGAAGAUGCCAGAAUUAUAUAUCUUCUUGAAUGCCUCCAAAAGACUCCACCUCCUGUUCUUAUCUUCUGUGAAAACAAAGCUGAUGUUGACUACAUUCAUGAGUAUCUUCUUCUAAAGGGGGUGGAAGCUGUUGCAGUCCAUGGAGGAAAAGAUCAAGAGGAAAGAGAGUAUGCAAUCGAGUCCUUCAAGACAGGAAGGAAGGAUGUUUUGGUGGCUACUGAUGUUGCGUCGAAGGGUCUUGAUUUCCCUGAUAUCCAGCAUGUCAUUAACUAUGAUAUGCCUGCCGAAAUAGAGAACUAUGUCCAUAGAAUUGGUCGAACUGGUCGGUGUGGGAAAACUGGCAUAGCAACAACCUUCAUUAACAAGAACCAAACAGAGACUACGCUUCUUGAUCUUAAACACUUGCUUAAGGAGGCAAAGCAAAGAAUACCACCAGUGUUGGCGGAGCUCAAUGAUCCGUUGGAGGAUGAGGAAAUAAUUGCCAAGGAGAGUGGUGUUAAGGGAUGUGCAUAUUGUGGUGGGCUUGGCCAUCGUGUUAGUGACUGUCCAAAGCUGGAGCACCAGAAGUCCAUGGCAAUCGCAGGCUCUAGAAGAGACCACUUUGGCGGUGAUGGCUACCGUGGAGAAAUAUGAUUCCUCUAGUUUCAUAUUUGUGGUUAGUUAUCAGGAGCUGAGAUGCUGCAGCUGCAGUUCAACCAGGUUAGAUACAACACCCGGCCAAAGCUCUCCUCCCAACUCACCGUUCUACUUCUCGUCAUUGAAGCAAGUCAAAUAGUUUGCGUCAUCAAGCUUGCCGUAUGAACUUCUUUUCACAUUGUUUUCAAGUGGUGAUGGCCUGUAAUAUAUUGCUCAUACUCGCUGUACAAUGUGAUCUGAAGACAAUGUCUGACUCUGAGUGGUAUAGUCUUUUGGAUGAGUUUCAGCAAGUGGGAUGUGAUAGACAAUAUUUCCGAAUCUUAUGUAUACUGUAUUCUAUCUUGUAUCUGUUAUGGUAAGUGAUGAGGGCACUUAUGAAUAUAACUUGUAUG